Molecule: messenger RNA, 6033 nt
Organism: Trichomycterus rosablanca
Lineage: Eukaryota; Metazoa; Chordata; Actinopteri; Siluriformes; Trichomycteridae
Gene: cbl
Product: Cbl proto-oncogene, E3 ubiquitin protein ligase
Exons: 15
Coding region: 226-2958 (910 amino acids)
Biological process (GO): negative regulation of epidermal growth factor-activated receptor activity; cell surface receptor signaling pathway
Cellular component (GO): membrane raft; plasma membrane
Molecular function (GO): calcium ion binding; phosphotyrosine residue binding; ubiquitin protein ligase activity
Source: RefSeq, a predicted model, not a curated record
UAAAGCGGAGCUGUUUUCUCCUAGCGGGUAGACUGGUGCAGUUCUGCGCUAUUGCACAUGACGGGGGUUUAAUGGCAGCGUUGCCUCGGUGAAGCUGUUUCCCCCCCCCCCCCGAAGAAGGACCCUUGCUCGGGCGCUGUCCUCACCGGGGGGUUUAAGAUUCGGACCGCUGCCCCGGGACUGAGCAGGAACACACGCGCUCUUGUGUCCGAUAAGCUUUAAAACAUGGCUGGAAAUCCGAAGAAAGGCGGCGGGCUGAUCGGCAUGAUGAAGGACGCGUUUCAGCCUCACCAUCACCUUCACCACUCCCAUAAUCAGCCCGGAGCCGUGGACAAAAAGACGGUGGAGAAGUGCUGGAAACUUAUGGAUAAGGUGGUGCGAUUAUGCCAGAAUCCAAAACUGGCUCUUAAGAACAGUCCUCCGUACAUCUUGGACCUGCUGCCCGACACCUAUCAGCAUCUUCGCACCAUCCUGUCUCGCUACGAGGGCAAGAUGGAGACGCUGGGCGACAACGAAUACUUCCGCGUCUUCAUGGAGAACCUGACGAAAAAGACGAAACAGACCAUCAGCCUGUUCAAGGAGGGAAAGGAGCGCAUGUACGAGGAGAACUCGCAGCCGAGACGGAACCUGACCAAACUAUCGCUGAUCUUCAGUCACAUGCUGGCUGAACUCAAAGCCAUCUUUCCCAAUGGCCUGUUCCAGGGGGACAACUUCAGAAUCACCAAGGCAGAUGCAGCAGAGUUCUGGAGGAGAUCCUUUGGUGACAAGACUAUCGUCCAGUGGAAGGUGUUCCGACAGGCCCUGCACGAGUUUCAUCCCAUCACCUCAGGCCUGGAAGCCAUGGCGCUCAAAUCCACCAUCGACCUCACCUGCAAUGACUACAUCUCCGUCUUUGAGUUCGACAUCUUCACCAGACUCUUUCAGCCAUGGUCAUCUCUGCUGCGAAACUGGAACAGCCUCGCGGUGACUCACCCGGGAUACAUGGCCUUCCUCACCUACGAUGAGGUCAAAGCCCGCCUACAGAAGUUCAUCCACAAGCCCGGCAGCUACAUUUUUAGACUGAGCUGCACACGGCUGGGUCAGUGGGCCAUCGGGUACGUCACGGCAGAUGGAAAUAUCUUACAGACGAUUCCCCAUAAUAAGCCUCUCUUCCAGGCUCUCAUCGACGGUUUCCGGGAAGGAUUCUAUCUGUUCCCUGAUGGCCGCACCCAGAACCCGGACCUCACGGGGUUGUGUGAGCCCUCGCCGCAAGACCAUAUCAAAGUCACACAGGAGCAAUAUGAGCUCUACUGUGAAAUGGGCUCGACCUUCCAGCUGUGCAAGAUCUGUGCCGAGAAUGACAAAGAUGUGAAGAUCGAGCCGUGCGGCCACCUCAUGUGCACCUCCUGCCUCACUGCAUGGCAGGAGUCGGAAGGCCAGGGAUGCCCGUUCUGUCGUUGUGAGAUCAAGGGCACCGAGCCUAUCGUGGUGGACCCGUUCGACCCCAAGGACAACAGUGGAGGCUCCUAUGGAGGAUGCAGGGGCAUGUUUGGAGCGGAGGGGGCACCUUCACCCAGCUACGAUGAUGACGACGAUGACAGAUUAGAAGAUCCUCCUCUCAUAAUGAGCAAGCUAGCUUGUAGUAAGGUGGAGAGACCCUCAUCCCCACUGUCAAUGCCUCCUCAAUCGUCUCUGCCCCCUGUGCCUCCACGUCUAGACCUGCUACCACACAGAUCGCCUAACCCUCCAGGGGCCUCCAGUCCCGGGGCCACAUCCAAGGCUUCAUCACACCAUAAAGACAAGCCGUUACCACUGCCUCCAACUCUCAGAGACCUCCCCCCUCCGCCUCCUCCGGAGCGGCCUCACUCCGCCGGACCUGACGUGAGACUCCCGAGACGCCCGCUGCCCUGCACGCCUGGAGAACCACCCCGCGAUAAACCACCGCCUGCUCCACCCAACCGCAACAUGGUCGACUGGAACCCACGCCCAGUGCCCAAAGCUUUCUCCCAAGUGCCUUCUGUGGGAGCAGAGUCUCGCGGGACACGAGAGCUCUCCAACCGACACUCCCUUCCGCUGGCACUGCCCUCGGCUCUCGAUUCCCAGAGAAACAGCUGUUCUGUCAGUCUGGACCACCAGCUGAGUUUUGGUGCUUCGGCGUCAGGAGGAGCCGAGUAUGACAACCCUAAAGUGAAGCCUUCUGCUUCGGCCAAUGCCAUCUAUUCUCUUGCGAUCAGACCCCUUACUGGACCUGGAGGGGAGGAUGACUGUGAGAACGACGAGGAUUCCGACUACAUGACUCCCAGCUCUCUGCCUGCACUGCCAUCCAUGACUCCUUCUCUAGGCGAGGCAGUGCCUAGACCUCCCCAACCCAACUCUCUCAACUCCAGGAGCCUGCUUAGUUGUGAUCUGGACUCUGAAGGCUCUCAGAUGUAUGAAGCCAUGUACAACAUUCAAGCCCAGGCUGCCAGUGCCACUCUGCCAUAUCACGCCAACGAUUCAGACUACUCUGAAUUGCCUCCAUUAUUGAGCACCAACGGGCCACAAAAGGUGGACAGUGAUGAGGACGAAAACGGCUAUGACAUUCCUAAACCUCCUUUGCCUAUAACCCGCCGCACACUCUCAGAAGUGGGCAGUUCGGCCUUCAGCCGCCACUCUGUGGAAAGUGAGUCAGGAGCGGCAGUCUCGUGCGACUCUGCAGAGCUCCCCGAGCGGCCUCCCAAACCCCUGCCUCGCCGCAUCAACUCGGACCGCAGGCCUAGCCCCGUCCCCCUUGGCGCGGCGUUCGGCACCCCUCAGACCAGCAGCCCGCAGAUCAGCAGCCCGCAGAUCAGCAGCGAGAUCGAGCUGCUCAUGAGCCAAGGCUACUCCUAUCAGGACAUUCAGAAAGCUCUGAUGAUUGCACAGAAUAACAUCGAGAUGGCCAAGAACAUCCUGCGUGAGUUUGUGUCCGUCCCGUCCGCAGAGCGCAUCCUCACAUAGCGGCCCCUCCCGACCCCAGAGCAAGUCCUAAACUCUCUCCUGCUGUUCGCUUCAGGGCUCGCCUCUGCUGACCGUCAGACUCUGGCUUGUUUUUUUUUCUUUCUGGCUCCAGCAAGCAAGAGCGAGACUCUUGAAGUGUGCCUCGCGGCGUCGCACAUGCUCCGAGGCUUCCGGUCAAACUCGAGGACAGUGAAAUUGUGUGUUUUAUAUGGUAAUUUAAUAUAUAAGUCCAUAUGGUUAAAUAUAGUUAAUAUAUACAUCUAGGAUAAGGAGAAGGUUGUGGGGUGACUGAAGUGUAAUUGGGGGAAUCAUGUAUCAGGCCUGAGAGCGUGUUGGAAAAACGAAACUGCAGCUUAUGUAAUACAUGGCCUUCAUGUGUUUCGGUACUUCAGUGUGUGUGCGUGUGUGUGUGUGUGUGUGUGUGUGUGUGUUUUCUAACGUGGCAUGGCAUGUGUGAAAGUAGCAGACCAUGAUCCGCAUUUCAAGGUGCCCGUGGGUGGAUUUGUCGUGUACCGGUGAUCUUUAGUCACUUUGUUCUCCUUGGCGUUGGCGUACGUGGAAUUCUGGGGCUGUGUGAUGAUGUCACUGGAUGCUGAUGAAAUUGGCUUUACCCAACAUCUUUCAUCCGCGUUGCCUAUGCUGCUGUGUAGCAUUACUGUAACUGUUAAACAGUUGCGAGGACGUGUUUGCAGACGCUUCGGAAUUGCCCGUGUUACCUGAUAAUAAACAUCUGUCUGAGCUAAUAACACACAAAAUUGUACGUCCAUGUCUUUAUCUAACAGCUGGAUUAAAUAUGAAUAGGUUGCGCUCUAUUACGCUCGCUACACGGACACAAUUGGCUGUGUCUGAGGGGGGUGGCUGAGGCCCCAAAAUGGAUUGGCUUCCUGGCUGGGUGAGUUCCAACUCUGAGCUGUGUUCCUCCACAACCUAGGCCAUAAAAGAGUGAGUGCACUAUGUUCCAAAAGUAUAUGGACACCUGACUAUGACUUUGUUGACAUCCUGUUCCAAAACCGUAGGCAUUAAUAUGCACAUCAUAGCUGAUUUGUGCUUAUAACAGUUCCCAUAAUUGGCUAUGUCUGAGGGGGGUGGCUGAAGCCUCAUGGAUGGAUUGGCUCCCUGGCUGGUUGAGUUCCAGUUUUGCGCUGUGAUCCCCCACAACCUAGGCCAAAAAAUAAGGGAGAGCACUAUGUUCCAAAAGUAUAUGGACACUCGACUUUGACCCUGUUGACAUCCUGUCCCAAAACCAUAGACAUAGACCAUAGACAGAAUAUGCACUUUGUAGUUCUACAAUUACUGACUGUAGUCCAUCUGUUUCUCUACAUCUUUGUGCCUCUAACAGCCCCCAUUUCUAAAGGAUUUUGGGGUGUCUCUGAGGGUAAUUCUGCCCAUUGAGUCUGAAAAAAAAGGCACCGAUUGUUAAUAUAAAGGUCUGACUUCCAAUUCAUCCCAGAGGUGUUCAUUAGGGGCUUCUACACCACACUUGUCAAAACAAGUCUUUUUGGACUGAAACCACUUCAUCUUAUUAAUUUAGGGCAGCUGUACCCUAGUGGUUAAGGUACUCGUCCAGUAAUCAGAAGGUUGCUGGUUCAAGUCUCACCACUGCCAUGUUGCCACUGUUGGGCCCUUGAUCAAGGCCCUUAACCCUCAAUGGCUUAUAUUGUAUACUGUCACAACUGCAAGUCGCUUUGGAUAAAAGCGUCUGCUAAAUGUCGUUAAUGUAAUUUGAAGGGUUGUCCACAUACUUUUGGGACCGUGUAGUGUAAGUCAACCUCUAAGCCACCAGCAGCUUCCAAAAAUCUGUUAUUGCAAUUCAUUAAUUAAAAUAUUAGCAUUGUGUAGAGACAUAAUUGCUACUCUUUUGAGCAGUAGGCGUCCUUUAGGGAUCACACUGGGAGCAAAACGUGCAGUGCUGACUGAUGGGUAAAUAAAAAACGACCCUAGGGUUACAGCCACAGGUCUGAAAAUCCCUCCCUGUUUGUCAGGAUUGUCUACGACACGCUAGGAACAAUGCUCUCUGGAAGGCAGCACUAGGGUGCAUCAGUACCUAAAUUUGCUUUGCUUUUUCAAGCCUUGAAGAUCUUGCAGUCAUUGAGGGACCGGUGACUUUAGAGGUCUAUAAUCAAUAAGGUGCCCAAGUGGGCCAGCGUGAUGGAUCGCUAUCCUCCGGUCGGGCCUCUACUCAGACAUGAUCGCUAUGGAUUGGCGCCUUGUCCAGGAUGUUCCUUCUUCCGCCCAGGUUAGGGUGCAUCAGUACCUAAAUUUGCUUUGCUUUCUCAAGCCCUCACGCCCUUGUAUUCAUUGAGGGACCAAUGACACAAGGAGUCUAUAACUAUUAACAUAUGGCACUCAAGUGGCCCAGCUGAGCUAUCCUCUUGUCUGGCCUCUACUCGGACAUGAUCGCUAUAUCUGAGAGGCAGGAUGGCUGAAUCCCUGAGAUGGAUUGGCGCCUUGUCCAGGAUGUUCCCUCUUCCGCCCAAGGUUUCCCAGUCGCCCACCCUGACCAAGAUAAAUCACUCUAUGAAAUUUAAACAACUACGCCUGAAGAUCCGACCCUUCCAUGAGCAAUUCGUUCAGAAUUUUAGCGUCUGCAAACUUGUUUCUCGCAACUGUGUGUUCAUAGCGCAGUAUAUCAUACUGCAAACUCGUUUCACUCCGGUAACAUAAACCAAGGUGACGGAUUGUAAAAUCUGCACCAAUAUAUAGUGUAAUUAUUAAAUGAAUCCUGAAGCAGGUUGGGAUUCAUAUUUGUGUUGUAGCCUUCGUUUGGUGUCAUUACUAUAGUUGUGGAUGAUGAGCUUUUAUACAGUACGUGCGCUCUUUUUCUUGAGGCACUGUUCUCUCCGGCACGUUAGGACACAAAGUCGUAAAGCUUUGUGCUGAAUAAGUGUUUGCUUAUACUGGCCGUGCUUCUGUGUUAAAUCAGGACUAAGAUCUUGAAGAUUUUGGCUUGUCUGAAGCUUAUUAUCUAAGUGAAAUUAUCGAUCACGUUAUUAUUAUUAUUGUAUUAUUGUCGUUGUUUUUUAUUAUUAAUUCAGAAGUGCUUUACUGCUGCUACUUGUUAGUGCUAAACAAUUA